Molecule: messenger RNA, 1892 nt
Organism: Copidosoma floridanum
Lineage: Eukaryota; Metazoa; Arthropoda; Insecta; Hymenoptera; Encyrtidae
Product: lysophospholipase D GDPD1
Biological process (GO): glycerophospholipid catabolic process
Cellular component (GO): endoplasmic reticulum membrane
Molecular function (GO): phosphatidylcholine lysophospholipase A1 activity; phosphoric diester hydrolase activity
Source: RefSeq, a predicted model, not a curated record
UUCAUUUUUAAAUUUAGUAAUUACGAAAGAAAGAUGUUGUUUUACACACUGUUUGGUAGUUACUUAUUUACAUCAUUAUUUUUUUUCAAAUUCCCGACUUUGAUACAUAAAAAAAAAAAAAUCAAAUUCACGUGCCGCCACAUUAGUCACAGAGGAGGAGCCGGAGAAAGCUAUGAAAACACAAUGUGUGCCUUUAAACGACCAUUGGAAAUAGGAAAAGAAACACCGAAACUUGAUUGUCAUUUAACUAAAGAUGGUGAAGUAGUAGUUUGUCAUGAUCAGAAUCUUUUACGAAGUACUGGCAUAGAAUUAUAUAUUUCUAAGAUUAAUUUUAAAGAUUUACCUUUGCUUAAGCAAAGAAUACCUAUAGAUUUUGAACCAGGUAAAGAAUACAUUGGCUCAAAAAGCUGUAAAGAAAGAAGAUUUGCGUUGUUAAGGGAAGUUUUUGAAGCUUUUCCUUACAUUCCAAUUAAUAUUGACAUUAAAGUUAACAAUGAUGAACUUAUAUUCAAAGUAUCAGAAUUGAUAAAACAGUAUGGUCGAGAAGAGUUAACUGUUUGGGGCAAUUUUAGUGAUGAAAUAACGAGAAAAUGUUACAAUAUGAAUCCAAACGUGAAUCUUUUGUUCUCAAUGAAGAGAGUUCUGCUGUUGGUAAUAUUUGCGUACACUGGUCUUUUACCAUUUGUGCCUCUUAAAGAAACUCAUCUUGAAAUAUUUUUACCAUCAGUUUAUUUAAAGAAAAAAAAUCAUCAAAUGCCAACAUUUUUGCCGGUAGACAAAUUUUUUUUAAAAGCAAUAAAUAUCUUAUUGAUCAGACCGUGUUUGUUUUAUCAUUUACAAGCUCGUGGAAUACACGUUUAUUUUUGGGUGCUAAAUAAUGAAGAAGAUUUUAAAAAAGCAUUUGAUCUUGGAGCAACAGGUGUUAUGACUGACUAUCCUAGCAAAUUAAAAUUGUACCUUGACCAUAAUGAAAAUAAGUAAUCUGUAAAAAAAUUCUAUCUUACCGUAACAUAGAAUCGUAAGUAGCAAAGUACAUUAAUAUUUUACUGUAUUUUUCGUGUUCAAGGUCCAGUUAUUGACUCAAAUUACAGUUAUGGUUAAUAACGACUACAUAGUGCUUACAUUGUUUUGAAAUUACUAUGUAUUAAUACAAAAAGUUUAAGCAUAAUAUUGAGUAGUCUUAAUAAUCAAAUUCUUGUAGUCAGUGCGUAUUGACAUUAUAAUUAAUUAUGAUAUAUUAAUAAUUGCUAACUAAAAAAUCUGUGUGAUGUAAAUUAUAAUAGUUAGUAUUAAGUUACAAAAUUAGUAUUCAUGAAUGACACUUAAAAUAAAAGAUGGAUUUUUAACCCUAAAAGGGUAUUCAGCGUAAAUGUACAAUGCAAAAAGCACCUUUAAAGUACAGAGUUUGUUUGUAUAGGACAGUAAACCCUACAAUUGUUUUUUUUAAUUUUUAAAAUAAGAUGUUGUCAUAUACUAAAUAUUUACAUUUUCAUCCAGAUUAUUCCUACGAAUAUUACUGAAGUACAAUUAGCAAGAGUAUAUAAAAAAAUGUCUGCAAGAACUGUAUAAACUCUAGUCAUUAUGUACCUAAUAAAUUAAGAAAAAUGUACAUUUUCCACAGAAUGUAAACUCAACAUAUCCUGUUUUCUACUUAAGUAAUACUUGAUCCUUUAUAAUGUAAUAAAUUAAAAAGUGCUUAUACUUUCAAAUAUGUAACACUCAUUCAAUAGAGUUUUUGCUUUAAUAAUUUAAAAUCUUUUUCGUUUGUAUCUUUGAUAAAUCAAUUUGAUUGUUUUGUAAGAUAAGGUAAGUAUACAGUAUACAUUUUUGGACACUUGUUGAAUAUGUCCAUACUUUAUAACUUGACAUAAAUAGAUGCACGAGGGAAUCAG